This is a messenger RNA of Ochotona princeps (American pika), 1595 nucleotides long. RefSeq names its product hexosaminidase D (gene HEXD). The transcript is spliced from 12 exons. Bases 36 to 1553 code for a protein of 505 amino acids. Gene Ontology annotation, biological process: carbohydrate metabolic process. NCBI's taxonomy places the organism in Eukaryota, Metazoa, Chordata, Mammalia, Lagomorpha, Ochotonidae. The record is from RefSeq and is a predicted model, not a curated record. Gene Ontology annotation, molecular function: hexosaminidase activity.
GGCGGGCAGCAGGAGGACGCCCCGGAAGCUUGGACAUGGCGGGCCCCCCGGCGUUUAAGAUGAGGCUGGUCCACGUGGACCUCAAAGGCGCCCCGCCCAGGGUCUCUUACCUGGCGCAGGUGUUCCCCCUGUUCCACGCUCUCGGGGCCAACGGCCUCCUCCUGGAAUAUGAAGACAUGUUCCCGUAUGACGGCCCUCUGCGGCUGCUGAGGGCCACCCACGCCUACAGCCCUGCCGAAGUCCAGGAGAUUCUGCAGCUGGCCGCGCAGAGCAAGCUGGAGGUCGUGCCCCUGGUGCAGACGUUUGGACACAUGGAGUUUGUACUGAAGCACUUGAUGUUCGCACACCUCCGGGAAGUGCCAGCCUUCCCCAACACGCUGAACCCCCAUGAGCCAGAGGCCCUGGCACUGGUAGGAGCCAUGAUCGACCAGGUGCUGGCGCUGCACCCAGGUGCCCGGUGGCUGCACAUUGGGUGCGAUGAGGUUUAUUACCUGGGUGAAGGGGAGGCCUCGAGGCGCUGGCUGCAGCAGGAGCCCAACAACAGGGCAGCGCUGUGCCUGACCCACAUGAAGGCCGUGGCCGGCCUUGUGCUGAGCCGGCGUCCUGGUGUGACACCCCUGGUGUGGGACGACAUGCUGCGGGACAUCACGCAGGAGCAGCUCGCAGCGUCGGGGUUGCCGCAGCUCGUGGAGCCGGUGCUCUGGGACUACAGUGCCGACUUGGAUGUGCACAGCAAGGUCCUGCUCAUGGAGAAGUUCCAGGCCUGCGGCUUCCAGCGCCUCUGGGCCGCCAGCGCCUUCAAGGGGGCCACGGGGGCCAGCCAGGCCCUGCCGCCCGUGGAGUACCAUCUCCGCAACCAUGCCCAGUGGCUGCAGGUGGCGGGCCACGGGCCCACAGACGCUCUACAGGGCAUUGUCCUGACCGGCUGGCAGAGGUACGACCACUUCUCAGUGCUGUGUGAGCUGCUCCCCGUGGGCAUCCCAUCCCUGGCCGCCUGUCUGCAGUCGCUCCUGCAUGGAGGGUUCAGCGAUGACAUUAAAACCAAAGUGGAGAACCUGCUCGGGCUCUCGAGCCUGGACAUGGCAGAUGCCGUGAGCAAGGGGCCCAGGUCCUUCCCUGGCGGCAGCAUCCUGGCCCUCGUCGCCCAGGUCAGCCUCUACCUACGUGGCUCUGUGGACGCACUGCUGGAGAGAAACAGGUAUGUGACCGGCUGGUUCAGCCCCUACCAUCGCCGGCACAAGCUCAUCCACCCAGCCGUCGUUCAGUACAUCCAGCCCGAGGUGAUCAGCCUCCUGGGCAGGUGGAGCGCCCUGGCACGGGAGCUGAAGGCCGCCCUGCAGUGCUGCUUCUACCCGGACGCCGUGGAGGAGUGGCUGGAGCAGAACGUGGCUCCCAGCAUGCAGCGGCUACAGGCGCUGCUGCAGGACCUCAGUGAGGCAGCUGGUGGCGCCUGCUGGGACCCAGCUCAGGACCCCGAGGCUGGAGGGACCUGGCAGCCGCUCCCUGCGGAGCCCCCAGACGCACAGGACAGAUGCCCGAGGACCCAGCUGUGAUAUAGAGAGCUUUAUUCUGCAAUAAAGUCAGAGUUGCACCUG